Messenger RNA from Peromyscus californicus insignis, 702 nucleotides. Its product is annotated as ferritin heavy chain-like. Gene Ontology annotation, molecular function: ferric iron binding; ferrous iron binding. The transcript has 2 exons. NCBI's taxonomy places the organism in Eukaryota, Metazoa, Chordata, Mammalia, Rodentia, Cricetidae. Bases 1 to 702 code for a protein of 233 amino acids. The record is from RefSeq and is a predicted model, not a curated record. Gene Ontology annotation, biological process: intracellular iron ion homeostasis; iron ion transport. Gene Ontology annotation, cellular component: cytoplasm.
AUGAGUUAUGAGAGUCAGCGCGGUUUCCUGCUUCAACAGUGCUUGAACAGAAUCUGGCAAUCCACCCCUCCGACCCCAACUGGCUCCUCAGGGCCAGAACUCUUGCAACCUCCUCACUCCAGCAUUGGCACCGGGCCUCUCCCUGCUGCUGCCAUGACCACCUUGUCUCCCUCACAAGUGGGCCAGAACUACCACCAGGACUCAGAGGCUGCCAUCAACCGCCAGAUCAACCUGGAACUGUAUGCCUCCUACGUCUAUCUGUCUAUGUCUUGCUACUUCGACUGGGAUGAUGUCGCUCUCAGCAACUUUGCCAAAUACUUUCUCCACCAAUCUCACGAGGAGAGGGAGCACGCUGAGAGACUGAUGAAGCUACAGAACCAACGAGGUGGCCGAAUCUUCCUGCAGGAUAUCAAGAAACCAGACCGGGAUGCCUGGGAGAACGGGCUGAAUGCGAUGGGGUGUGCACUGCACUUGGAGAAGAGUGUGAGUCAGUCACUCCUGGAACUGCACAAACUGGCUGCUGACAAAAAUGACUCCCACUUGUGUGACUUCAUUGAGACCCAUUACCUGAGUGAGCAGGCGAAAUCCAUCAAAGAACUGGGUGGCCACGUGACCAACCUCCGCAAGAUGGGAGCCCCUGAAGCUGGCCUGGCAGAAUAUCUCUUUGACAAGCUCAUCCUGGGACACAGUGAUAAGAACUAA